AUGCUAAAAGUUGAUUUCAUAUGCCAUAGUAUAAUGAUUAAUGGGAAUAUUUUGAUUUCAGGAUAUUUUAAAAGAAAUCUUUUGUUAUACUCAAUUGAUAUUGACUCUUUCUCGAUAAUUCCUUAUAAGUUUGCAGAAUAUAAAAGAAAGAUCCUGAUAAAUGCAGAGAGUCUUUAUUUGAUUGAAUGCCUUGGAUCAAUCUAUAAAAGCGAAUUUAGAAGUUACACGAAUUGGAGACCAGUAAAAAAGCAGAAACCUAUUGCACUAUUUCUCAAGUGUAUUGUUCAUAUAAUAAAGGGUUUAUAUACAUUGGAAUAG
Molecule: messenger RNA, 318 nt
Organism: Blepharisma stoltei
Lineage: Eukaryota; Ciliophora; Heterotrichea; Heterotrichida; Blepharismidae
Source: the annotation of a GenBank genome assembly